AGGAUCGACAUGGCACGACGUACUUGAUCAGACAAUACGAACUCCUUGACGACUACCGACCACUCGUCGGGACCUUUUGAUCGACCGAGCGAGUCUCGAAAGAAAAGGUCGCUUUCCUCAUCAUCCCGUCAAGAGACACCUUUGACGUCACCGUCAGUCUCUCAACAACCUACACCACCGAGGCUCUGUGUCGAGAGGGGGAUUCUUCCAUCAAGAUCCGGGCUAGAGCGAUAGGCGUCCGAGAGAGUGCCUGACCGGUCAAUGACCCAACCAGUUCAGGCUGGGAUCUACGCAAGACCACCCUCGACAGUUCAGCAGGUCCCCCCUUCACCAUCGACCUUGCGAUCACAGCAACAUAACCAGAAUCAAUAUUACGACCCUUCUACUGUCUACGCUGCCACGAGACACACCGCAGCGACGCCUGUCCCUCACCAGGCUCCGACACCCAUCACUGGCGUCUCAGCUGAGAACGUCCCGCCCUCCACUCCUCAUCGUCAACCGACACCUCGACAGACUCCUUCACAGCACAUGAAUGCCCUACAUCCGCAACCCGUACCGGGUCAAGCAUCAAUGAUGCAGACCAGUGCACCUCCAGGAUAUACGCCGACCCAACAACAACGGUUCGCGAUGAUGCAGCAGCAGCAACAGCAGCAGCAGCAGCAGCAGCAGCAGCAGCUUCAACAGCAACAUCCGGGCAUGCAACAACAGAUGCAGCAUCACGCUCAGUUGCAGCAGCAGCAACAGCAACAGCAACAGCAACAGAUGGCCGCACACCAUCAGCAACAACAGCAUCAAGCUCAGCUGGCUCACCAUCAGCAGCAGCAACAGCAGACGCAAGCCCCAGGUCAAGGGCAGGUUCAACCGGCUCAAGCACAAGUUCGACCGAGUCAGACCCCAAAGCUCGGUCAACCUACCGGGGGAAACCAUACGAUGGUCAACGGGAACAUCAAUGCGGUAGCCGGGCCAUCGAAUCAGGCGUAUCAGACGCCUCAACCCAGCGCUCAAGGGCAGUUGCCGAACGGGUAUGCGCAGGGAAGCGGAGAGUACGAGCAGCAGCGUCAAGCUCAGCAGCAGCAAGUGGGUCAGCAGGGUCAUACUCAAAAUCAAGCUCAAGCUCAGGCGCAAGCUCAAGCUCAAGCACAGGCUCAAGCCCAGGCUCAUGCGCAGGCUCAAGCCCAGGCUCAGCACGCUCAGGCGAUGCAGCAGAUGGGUAUGGGGAUGGCGAUGAACAUGAACAUGACGCCCCAGCAACGGUCGACCAUGCUUCGUCAGGCGCAACAACAGCAGCAACAAGCGGGGCAACAACAACAACAAGCUCUCGCCUUGGCUCAGGCGGCCCAACAGCAACAGACGCCGCUACAGGCUCAACAUACUGGCCAGCAGCAGCAAACGCCUAUGCAGCAAAACGGGCCGACGCAUGGAAUGCCACAUCAGACGCCGGGACUUGCUGGAUAUGGGGUAGCGGGGUCGGCACAUGGUAGCGUGGAUGACGAUAGGUGGAAUGGGGAUCAUAUGUUACACCUGUACAUCCAUGACUACCUGUCAAAGCGAAACUUUACCGGAGCAGCCCAAGCGCUGAACGAGGAGGCUAGCUUGGGCAACCAGACCGUCGUACCGGUAGAUGCACCUCAGGGGCUCUUAUACGAGUGGUGGAGCGUGUUCUGGGAUGUGUUUUCGGCGGGAAAUCCUGGCAAGGCCGGACAGCCCACGGCUGAUGCGCAGGCUUACAUCGAGGCACAGGUGCGGAACAAGGUACUGCAACAGCAGCAGCAGCAACAUGCUUUGGGCAUGGGUCGGCCAGGUCAACCCAUGACUGCCCAGAUGGCGCAUGCUAUUCGUCAAGCGUCAGCCCAGUCCCAAGGCGGCUUCGUGCAUCCGAACGGUGUGACGGGUUACCCGCAGGGAAUGACGCCUCAACAGCAACAAUACCUCCAGCAUCAGCAGCUCUUGGCCCAGCAGCAACAGCAACAACAGCAGCAACAGAACGCGAGCAUCGCAAGACCUGCCUCCGCUGCACCUCAACUUCAGCAGCCAGGACAAGGUCCUACGGCCUUGCAGCAACGGUACAUAUCGCAGCAACAAAGCCAGAGUCCGGCUUCGCCUGCGAUGACGGCUCGAUCUGGCGUCAUGGCAUCGCAACUGCCGUCCAGACAGCAGUCGUUACCCGUUGGAGCAGAAGGUGCCCAGCAGAACGGACAGUAUUACCCACCCGGUACGGUGCAACAUAUGCAACAGCAACAAGCCAACGCUCAACAGCAGCAGCAACAGCAAAGCACCCAGACGGCUCCCUCGCCUCAUCUCGGUGCUCAGCAGAUGCAGCAGCAAAAGAUGUUGGCCGCCCGAAACCCGAAUGGGAGUGCCAAUCGAGCGACUACACCGCUACAACAGCAGCAGAUGCAGCCUGGACAGGCAGGGUACCCUCAGGCUGGUCCCGGUCCGAUGCAGGGCCAAGUACCGGCGACGCCACAGACCAUGCAGCUACAAGCCGAACAGAGAGCUCGCCUCGCUGCUCAACAGCAGCAGGCACAGCAACAAAUACCGAAUGCUCAGCAGCAGCAGUUUAUGCAGCAGCAGCAACAGCAGCAACAGCGGCAUUUGCAGGCUCAACAACAGCAACAACAACAGCAGCAAGCGGCGCAACAGGCUCAAAAUCAGCAGGCAAUGCAGAUGCAGAUGGACGCGCGGUUCCAGAUGUUCGGGUACGGCAGCAUCAACAUCCCUCUCAUGGUCCAAGCUCUUAGCGCGUGUAAUAUGGAAUCGCGCAGUACCGAGAACAUGAGUCCCGUCGAAAGGGAUCGACUCAAGCAUACCUAUCACACCUUUCUCGUGCGUCAUGCCCAGGCUCAGAGUGCCAUGGCCCAGAAUCCGGGUCAGCAACAGGGCGGCAUGAAUGCUCGGCAGGUCCCGCAGGGCUUCGCACAACCCGGCCAAGAGGGGGCGACGGCUAUGAAGAGGCCGAAUGGGAUGCAGAUGACUCCUCAAAUGACGGGACAGAACCAGGCGCAACUACAGCAGAAGAUCGCGGCAUGUCUCCUCCUGAUCGCAAACGGAUGCGUCGUAACUCUGGUAGUGCCGCGGCCAGUCCGUUUGGCGCGCAACCGGAGACUCCUCAUCAGCAGACACCGCAUCAAGGCAAUCUUCCGUUCAACCAAGCCAUGGCUGUGCAGACGCAAAAUCAGAACAUGGCACAAGCAUCGCUCCAAGCACAGCAACACGCCCAACAGAUGCAGCAGCAGCAAAUGAUGCAAGCUCAUAUGGCCCACAACCAGCAGUCGCAGCCUCCAACCCCUCAAUCCGUGAACGGACAGCAAGACGAACAGAGCAUGCGUCAGUAUCAGCACCGGGUGCGGGAGCAGCAGUUGGCCGCAAUGAGAGCCAUCAAGUCGAACGAUCACUUUUCUCCGAGCAACCAGAGCAAUGGAUCGGUGCAACCGCCCA
This is a messenger RNA of Filobasidium floriforme, 3438 nucleotides long. RefSeq lists its product as uncharacterized. Lineage: Eukaryota; Fungi; Basidiomycota; Tremellomycetes; Filobasidiales; Filobasidiaceae. Gene Ontology annotation, cellular component: nucleus. Gene Ontology annotation, molecular function: protein binding. The record is from RefSeq and is a predicted model, not a curated record. Bases 262 to 3243 code for a protein of 993 amino acids. The transcript is spliced from 7 exons.